Arthroderma uncinatum is the source of this 3423-nucleotide messenger RNA. RefSeq names its product Fun30p. Gene Ontology annotation, molecular function: DNA binding; chromatin binding; ATP-dependent chromatin remodeler activity. The record is from RefSeq and is a predicted model, not a curated record. Bases 1 to 3423 code for a protein of 1140 amino acids. NCBI's taxonomy places the organism in Eukaryota, Fungi, Ascomycota, Eurotiomycetes, Onygenales, Arthrodermataceae. Gene Ontology annotation, cellular component: nucleus. The transcript has a single exon.
AUGGAAGACCGCGUUCUCGAUACUCCUCGACGAAACAUGGCGGCCGCGCGCCAGCCUCUGGGUUUGGGUACGGAUGCUGCCUUCGAUACCCUUGAGCCGUUGGAGCAGGACACAAUAGCCACCGUCCCCAUCAACGCCGACCAUCCUCAUCUCGUGCCUACUCAACCCACCCAGUUAUUGACACAGCCUACCCAAAUAAUUCAGCAAGCAAACCAUCUCAAGAGCUCGCCGCAGCGGGACUCUGUCAUUCAAGUAGCCAGCUCAUCCCCCCUCGGCCCAUCGAUGCAGAAUUUGAACAGAAAAUUUACAGCCUCUAUUGCACCAACUGGUACCCAGUUUCGACCCCCAGCCUUCGUUGCCGCUCCAGUGAGACGGACACCGGUUAUAGAUCUAAGUGAGGAUGAUGGUCCCACUUAUCGCGGCGGAUCCUCUGAUGAUGAUUGUUCUAUUGUCCGAACUACCGAUAUUAAGCCCACGACAUUUGCAAAAGCGUCCCAGAGUCCAGAUAAAGACGGUGAUCUAUUAUCGUCUCUCACGACAUCUGGAAACGCUACUGCUAGAUUUCGCGAGAUCACUGCAGCUGCGUUCUAUAAUUCAGACGCAAGCAAAGGCCAGAAGCGAUCCGCGGACAAUGCUAACAUCACGAAGAGUGCCUUUCCGGAAGGGGCCCGUAAACGAAAUCGGACUGGAUCAACGACGCCCGAUGCCGAAGCCCUUUCAUUGCAAAAAAUUGAAGACUAUAGCCUGAGAGUGAAGGUCCAGAGGUUACGCUCGGUAUACCCCAACAAAUCUGUUCGGUUCUGCCUUGAUUCGCUCAUGAAGCAUCGCGGCAAUUACCAAAAUACUUUAGACCAUAUCGCCACCUCAGAGGAAAACGGGGCUGCACAUCAAACGUCGGAAGAUGAAUUGAGCCUAGAUUGUGAGGUUCCUCGAGUUUCUGCUGUAAAGCAGCAAAUCAAAUCAAAUGGUCGAAUCCAAGAUAAAUGGACAGCCAGCCAAAGGCCUGUACCCACCCGCCAGGUUUCUGACGACAUACCAUCGGUUCCUCGCCGGCGCCUAAUACGUGGCUCCAAAUCACGCCGUGAAUCACCCGCGGAUACCACAACCUCUGAGCAAUCUACGCUCGUUAAACCUCCCAGAAAACUUGCCACGCGUGGGAAAGUGCGUUCGGACUCCCCGAAAAUUUCUCACGACGACGACUACACUUCAGACUCCGAUGCUGAAAUCCCUGCUCCUGAGGAUGGUUCUCAGGCAGCCAAGGUCCUGCGUUUUUUUAACUCUUGCUCUUCGGAUGAUCUCGCUGAUAUCGCGGAGAUACAACCUGACAUCGCGUCCGCUUUUAUCGCAUGCAGGCCGUUCUCUACACUAGCCGCUGCUCGCCUCGUCUCCCCCGAAAAACUCAUGAAACCUGGACAAGCUUCAAGUAAUAAGAAGUCUUCUAAAAAACCUCUUGGUGAUAAGAUAGUCGACAAAUGCUUGGAUAUGUGGACCGGUUAUGAAGCAGUUGAUGCUCUGGUAGCUAAGUGUGAGUCUCUAGGAAAGCCUAUAGCGGCCGAGAUAAAACGCUGGGGAGUUGACAUAUUCGGAUCAAAACGGGACGCCGGCGAGCUGGAGUUGGUAUCAUUGGAUAAACCUUCGCCAGAUGGGCUCCAUGACUCUGGUAUUGGAACUCCAUCUAGCCGCCGAUGUGCUAGCGAGGAUGCAGAUGGUAUUAAGGAUCAAUCACGGGGUAGAAAGUUCAUUUCUCAACCGGCCAUUAUGAGCGAUACAAUCACCAUGAAAGACUACCAAGUUGUAGGGAUCAACUGGCUUAAGCUGGUUUACGACCAAGGUCUUAGCUGCAUCCUCGCUGAUGAUAUGGGACUAGGAAAGACCUGCCAGGUUAUAGCCUUUCUUUCUCACCUGUUUGAAGUCGGUAUUUAUGGCCCACAUUUGGUUGUCGUCCCCGCCUCGACGCUCGAGAACUGGCUCCGCGAGUUUUCUCUGUUCUGCCCAAAGCUCAAGACAAUGCCCUAUUAUGCAGGCCAAGCUGCUCGAGCAGAAAUCCGACAAGAAAUAGAAGACAAUAAAGAUAAUAUCAACGUUGUCAUUACAACAUAUACCAUCGCGAAAGCCAAGAUAGAUGCAGCGUUCCUUCGAUCGGUGAACUUCAACGUCUGUGUUUAUGAUGAGGGCCAUAUGCUGAAAAGCAGCAAGUCUCUACUUUACGAGAAGCUCAUCCGCAUCCCCGCCCAGUUUCGGCUUCUGCUUACGGGCACACCUCUCCAAAAUAACCUCCAAGAGCUAGCCUCGUUGCUUGGGUUCAUCUUGCCUUCCGUUUUUAAAGAGAGAAAGGAUGACCUUGAGUAUAUAUUCAAGGCGAAAGCCAAAACCGUGGACGAUACGCACUCGGCCUUACUAUCAGCACAACGGAUUGCUCGAGCAAAAUCCAUGCUCAUGCCGUUUGUCUUGCGACGGAAGAAACAUCAGGUGAUUGACCUGCCGGCUAAAAUUUCUCGCGUGGAGUACUGCGAAAUGAAUGAAUCUCAAAAGGAGAUAUACCAUAACGAAGUCCAAUCUGUCGAGAAACAUAUGUCCGACCUGGCGGCCGGGAAGAAAUCUACAAGAAAUAAAUCAUCUAAUAUACUUAUGAAGUUGCGCCAGGCCGCAAUUCACCCCCUCUUUUAUCGCCGGUUAUACGAUGACAAAACGCUAAGUCGAAUGUCGAAAGCAUGUCUGAAAGAUGAGAAGUGGGCACGGUCUGACCCUGAUCAAAUUUACACCGAACUUUGCGCCUACAAUGACUUCGAAUGCCAUACCUUAUGUACAAGCAACCCUGCCUCCCUUGGCAAAUUCUCGCUCAAAAAUAACGAAUGGAUGAUGUCUGGAAAGGCCGACAAACUCUGCGAGCUAUUGACCAAUUAUAUCGCGAAUGGUGACCGGGUUCUAAUCUUCUCUCAGUUCACGAUGGUGAUGGACAUUCUAGAACAGGUCCUUGAGACGCAAAAGAUCAAAUUCUUCCGCCUCGAUGGGACAACCAGCGUUGAAGACCGGCAAUCCAUCCUCGACGCUUUUCAUGAACAAGUGGAAAUCCCGGUGUUUAUGCUCUCGACAAAGGCCGGCGGUGCAGGGAUCAACUUGGCCUGCGCGAACAAAGUGAUCAUAUUCGACUCGAGCUUCAAUCCGCAGGAAGACAUCCAGGCAGAAAACCGUGCCCACCGUGUUGGACAGACACGUGAGGUUGAAGUUGUACGCCUUGUGACAAGAGGGACAAUCGAGGAACAGAUCCAUGCACUCGGCCAGACGAAACUAGCGUUGGACCAGCGAGUUGCAGGAGAAGAUGAAGGCGCACCUUUCGGCGGAAAACGGGAAGACGGAAACCUUAAGGCUGUGGAGGAGCUGGUCAUGUCGACAAUAGAAUUAGAGGGGCAGAAUAGCUCUUAA